AUGAAGUUGAUUGUUUCCUUGAAGAUCUUUCAAAAACGUAUGGACGGAAGUGUUGAUUUCUACAGGAACUGGAAUGACUAUACCAAUGGGUUUGGGAACAUGAAUGAAUAUUAUAAAGGAAAUCAGGCACUGUAUGAAAUUGUAAAAGAUGGAAAUUUUGAGCUAAGAAUCGACAUGGAAGACAAAAUAGGGGAAUGGCGAUACGCAAAGUAUUCUCAUUUCUCCAUUGGCGGUCCUGAUACAAACUACACUCUGAGUGUCUCUGGAUAUACGGGGAAUGCUGGCGACAGCUUGAGUUUUCACAAUGGCUUUCAGUUUUCUACAUACGACAGGGAUAACGACCAACAUGCAGGUGUUAAUUGUGCAGAGUUUUGUCAUGGUGCUUGGUGGUAUUACGCAUGCUCUCACAGUAAUCUAAAUGGCGAUUACGGAAAUGAUUUGUAUGCAAAAGGUUUAAACUGGUAUCAUUGGCAUGAUUUCGACUAUUCACUUAAAUCAUCACAGAUGAUGGUAAGGAUAAAAAGAACGUGAUUAAAAUUCAGUGUUUAAAAAGAAAACAGAAAGGUAC
This is a messenger RNA of Saccostrea cuccullata (small rock oyster), 568 nucleotides long. Its product is annotated as ficolin-1-like. The transcript has 3 exons. Bases 1 to 531 code for a protein of 176 amino acids. NCBI's taxonomy places the organism in Eukaryota, Metazoa, Mollusca, Bivalvia, Ostreida, Ostreidae. The record is from RefSeq and is a predicted model, not a curated record.